GGGCCCCUUCAGCUAGAAGGGAAGCUGUCCCGUGUCACCCGGCCGGCCUCCCUUCCCACAGGGCUAGAUUGUAACCCUUAUAGCCCCUCCCCGGCCUCCCAGCCUGGUUAUCUGAUUGGCCCCCAGGAGCUUCCCCUGGAGGCCGAGGAGAGGACUUGGUCACAAGUUUCACGGAGGAGGAGGAAGGAAGUUGUUGAGAGUGGUGGCCGAAGCGGGCGGCAACUGCAGCAGCUGGUCUGAAACCAGCCCUCUCCCCCGUGAAGGAGCUUGACUGGCCACUGGGGCUUGCCAUGCAGGGUCAUCAGCACCCAGGGGAGGGAGAGGAGAAGGAGGAGCUUGGCCCUGAAAACGCCUUUGAGAAGAGCCCCUUCCAGCUGACAGCAGAGGAUGUCUAUGACAUUUCCUACGUGGUGGGCAGGGAGAUCCUGAAAAUAAGCAGCGAGCCCCAGGGGGAGGUGCCCACUAGGGUCGCCCAGUUGCAGUUCAAGAUAGUGAGGAUUCUGGAAAUGCUGGAGGCUUUGGUGAAUGAGAGUAACCUGACAGUGGAGGAGCUGAAGAUGGAGAGAGACAAUCUCAAAAAGGAGGUGGAGGGACUCAGAAAGGAGGGUCCUCCAGGGAAUGCAGAGCAGCUGAGCCUUGGACCAGACAAAAUGAUAAUAGAUCUCACAGAUCCAAAUCGUCCGCGGUUCACAUUGCAGGAGUUGAGAGAUGUGCUGCAGGAACGUAACCGGCUGAAAGCACAACUUCUUAUUACACAAGAGGAGCUACAGUGCUAUAAGAGUGGCAUUUCACAGAGGGAGGACCAGGCUGGGCCAAUGGAAAAGGAAUCCACUGUCUGCAGACCUUCUGGCUCAAGCAAGUCUAACGAAGAGAAAACAAUCAUAAAGCGUCUGUUCUCUUUUAAAUACGGAAAACGAAUAUGACUGAGAAUUUAGCCACUUCUGCUCAGAAAGUUGCAGCAUAUAAAGCCCUUGAAAAGGAAUUAAGAGAAGAAGCAUUUGAAGGAAAAGCAGCAGUUUCACUGUAGAGAACAGGCCACAUCUCAAGAACAACAUGUAUUUGUAUACUACUUUAAGAUUUUGCUUUAUAAAAUAACAUUUCUUACAAUGUUUAUAUUACGAUGAAAGUGUUAAUUUCUCCUCUUGUAAAGAAUGGCAUAUUUCCUCUAGACAUAUCCAAGCAGAUGGAGUGUGGAAUAAACCUUUUCUAUAUAGCUA
Messenger RNA from Caretta caretta (loggerhead turtle), 1217 nucleotides. RefSeq names its product Rab interacting lysosomal protein like 2 (gene RILPL2). Gene Ontology annotation, molecular function: dynein light intermediate chain binding; small GTPase binding; protein dimerization activity. Gene Ontology annotation, cellular component: ciliary basal body; cytoplasm. Gene Ontology annotation, biological process: cilium assembly. The record is from RefSeq and is a predicted model, not a curated record. NCBI's taxonomy places the organism in Eukaryota, Metazoa, Chordata, Testudines, Cheloniidae.